Messenger RNA from Symbiodinium natans, 7551 nucleotides. NCBI's taxonomy places the organism in Eukaryota, Dinophyceae, Suessiales, Symbiodiniaceae. The record is from the annotation of a GenBank genome assembly.
AUGGAGAAAGACUACGAUGCUUCGCUGACUCGGUGCAGUUGGGACGGUGAUUCCGCUGGGUGGACGGACUUCGUCAGAAGGGUCCGGCUACUUUAUGAGAAGACACCAAGGAAGAAGCGUCGACAAUUCGGUCCCUCCAUUGUUGCCCAACUUCGCGAUAGAGCAUGGACAAUAACGCAAGACGUCAACCACCAGAAGCUGACUCGCCGUGAUGGCUCCGUGUACCUGUUGGAGUUCCUCCGAGAUCGUCUCGGACGGUCUCCGAUUCCUGAUGUCGGAAUCAGGCUAGAGGAGCUCAUGAUCAGGCUCCGUCGAAGCCCCGGCACUGCAAUGAGUUCGUGGGCCUCACAGGUCCGCCAGACAUACAAGCGGGUGCAGGUGGCUUUGCAUCGAGCCCGUAAAGAACAUGGACUUCCCGUCAGCCAAGAACCUCAGGUUCGUGAAGCCGUCCCUCCUCGGCAACCUUCAGCUCCCUCUUCUCCAAGCAAUGCCUCCCGGCGUGAUCGAGGAUCUCCGACGCGCAGAAGCAGCGAGACAACCCAGGAACCGACAGCAGAGGAAGAGGGGCAGCCCGAAGAGGACGCCUUCGAUGCGGAGUAUGACGAGACCGAGUUUGAGCUUCGAGAUGCUGGCCCUAAGAGGAGCUGGCAGAAAGGACGAAAGAAGAAACCGGAUGACGAUGACGACGACAGCGACGACAGCGCCCAGAUGAUGAAGGACUUGGAGGUGUGGGACCGCUAUGAGGAAGGCCUGGAGGAAGUGUUGCCAGGAGAAGUCCUUGGCUGGCUGCUUCUUCGUCGUGCCAACCUCCCGACAAGUGCAAGACUCUCCAUCCAGGCUGCGGCAGGAAACUCUCUCCUGUUCACCGACGUCGAGAGGGCCAUGCGGUCUAUGGAAGAUGAGUUGAUGGUGCAUGAUGAGGCCAAGCGGAACCAUCAACCCCGCCGCAGGUCUUUCUGGGUGGAGGAAGAAGGCGAAUGGAGCCUCGUGAUGGCGCCGGAAGAGGACUUGCAAGAGCUAGUUUCUUCCAGUGAGGUCCACUACGUGGGUUCUCGGCUUCCCCCAGAGGUGUACUACCACCAUGAGCCGGAGCCGGCCAGCUACCAUGGCGAAACAGGCUUCUGGCAUCAGGAUGAUGAUGGUGCAUUCUCCUUCUGGGAAAUGGCUGAGGACGGCGAGUUCUACACCCAGGACACGACAGGACUUUAUGGGCCUGGCAUGAUUGGGAGGAUUUCAGUGGUGGCACCUCGACGGCUCCUUCCGAUGCCACGCGCGACGCUGAAGAUGCCUUUUCCCUCCAAGAUCCCAAGUAAGGGCAAAGGUAAAGGGAAAGGAAAGCCGUCCUUUCCUCGUUCUCCUCCAGCUCCCAUCUUGGCAGCGACCUCCGACAUCUUUGCUCAGCCUGGAGAUCCAUCCUUCUCAGGCUGCUUCGUGUGUGGAUCGAAGGAACACUCGUGGAGGUCGUGUCCCAAGAGGUCCUCUACUGGCAAGGGCUCCUCCAAAGGCAAGGGCGCCCGCAACUUCAUGGCUGAGGGUAUCUUCAUGGUCUCCCCCGACUCCCCGCGCGAGAUCCUCCAACCCGACAAGGGCAUCUCCACGAUCCGCGACGGGGACAAGCAUGAGAUCCUUGACACAAGGACCCCAAGCGACAUGUGUUUGGAUUUUCGGUGGGGUGGACUUCAAGACACUUCAUACGUGGUGACUUCACACCAAAUUGAUGAUGCUUUUGCUUCGGGACAAGGGGAGGCUCAGCCCAGGGGACACGCGGUCAUUGACUCAGGAGCAACUGAGACCGUCGGCUCGCUCCCUGCUAUCGAGGACUUGAUGGCAGUUAGAUAUGAACUAAAUGGCGUCCCCGACUCCUUUCAGAUAUCCUCAACUCCUCCCAGGAGAUUUCGAUUUGGAAACGGAUCGAUUGGUUUUUCCUUGUCACAAAUGUUCAUUCCUCAGGACUUGGGUCCCGUCCGUGUGGAUCUAGGAGUGUUUUCUCUGGACGUGGAGAAUGUCCCAAUCUUGAUCGGCAUAAAAACUCUCAGGGCUCUGCGCACCGUGCUGGAUUGCCAUCAGGAUGUGGCGGUGUUUGCUGCACUGGACCCCUCCACAGGGGUUAAGCUGCGUAGAAGUCCCUCAGGACAUUUGUUGAUCGAUUUGAGUCGCAAUUGGCAGAAGAAAACAUCGGUGCAGUGUUUGUGCUUGAGCCUUUGCCAUCUGAUUUCCAAGCUCGAGGGGAUACUCAUCUUGAAUAUGAAGCAGCGCCUGAAUCUCCUUCUUCGUGUCCUGCAGUUCUCUUUCACUCACGAGGGUGUGCCGAUAGUGCUCCUGGAGAAGACUCCAGUGGGUGCCUUGAAGAUCCCUUUCGAAUCCUUCGUGCUCUUGUACGGGGCCAUGGCCACUCCGACUGCCGAGAGCAGCGGCUUGUCUGCGGCUGCGGUGGAAGCUUCAGUGGCCAAGGCCAAAGCUGCGGUGAUCGAAGAAGCCAAUCCCAGGGACGUGCGCUUGAAGGGACCCCCAUGUAUGGGACCCCACGUCGUGGCGACAAGGAGCAACCAACAUGCCACGUGGCAACUCUGCACCCGGUGCAGCCUCAGGCUCACCUACAUCCCCCGGGUUGGCAAGACAGGUCUCCACCGUGCCGCCCGACCCCUCAACCUCGAUGUCCAGGAGGUGGUGACCGAGACCAAGGAGGAUUUGGCUUUCAACCCUCGCCUGAAGGAUCAGGCCAUCGCUCUUCAAGCUGCAGAGAACAGCGUGGUGCGCCAGCUCGAGAAGAUCAGGACGCAGAAGGACAAAGUGAUCCCCAAGCAGGGCCCAAUGGGAGCAAGCCCUCUGCCACCUUCCUCACCUUCGAGUGCCAACGCCGGAGCUGCGAGCCCAAAGUCGACCGUUGUGGUGAACCUCGAAGAGGCGAGUGCAGAGGGUAUGAACCAGACUCCUGGGAACAAGCGACAUCAAGCGAUCCCAGCGGAAGAGCAGGAGUAUCAGACGAAUUGUGAACAGCUUCUUUUCCAGCUCAUGGCUGUCCGUGAAGCCAUCUCUCAGAGCAACCGCAGUACUCUUGAACCGAAAAAUGGGACUGGGUACAACGUUUUCGGCCUCUUUUCACAUGGGAACAUGUCCGGCAUCGCUCGAAAGAGUCACGAGCUUCCAUGGUUGUGCAAGUACGUGAACCUCUUCGGCAAGCACCACCUUGCUCAGGAGGGAUCAUGUUGGACAAGUUUUGCGGUGAACUUUAAUCAGCCCAUGAACAUCCAUCUUGAUCCCAACAAUGAUCCUGGUAGCAGCAACUUCACUUGCUCCUUCGGAGACUUCAAAGGGGGACAACUAUGGGUGGAGUUGACUGAAGAUAGCGAUCCCAGUGUGAGCCCGGUGCGAUGGAAGACCAAGCGUAACGGUCAACGAGUACCAGGUACCAGAAUCUCUUUGACCUUUUACUCCUCUCGGUUGUCCGUCAGGCCUUUGAAGUACGACGACAACGAGGGCGAGGACGCCUAUGCCGUUGAUCCAGUUGAGGGACAGGGCGCGGGAGAAGUUCUCUUGUGCCAGGAUGUCCGUCACCUUCUACAAGCCUCGUGCGAGGAAGUGUGGGAUGAGGUGGAUGUCAUAGAGCUCACCAGCAACUGGAACAGCGAAGCCCGGCUUUCGCAUGGUUCCAACUUCCGAAAGGUGUUGAGGAAUGUGAUCUCCCUUUCCCAACAACAACUUCGUCGUGGAGAAUGUGUCUGGGUCUCAGAAAAGCAUUCCAGUGCUUGGCGAGAUCGUGACUCAUGCCAGUUCUGGCAGACUCUUGCAGAAUCCGGAAAGGCCUUCGAGUGGCAGCACGGAGAUCUACAAAUUCGAACCACGUCAAAGGCGAUGUUCCUGGAUUGCUCUAGGGUGUCUUCAAAAAUGGAGAGUGUAGAGAACCAGUGGGAUUACCUGUAUCGUGCCUUCUGUGGGUCAGUCAUGAACUUUCAUGGGGCUAGCUCAGCCUCAGGAGAAGGGAACCCCGUCUAUGCCGUGACGGCCCAGAAAGAAGCUCUUGAAGGCGUGGAUAAGAAGGAGCUGGAAAGCUUGUUAGACACCGUGCAGAAGCUUCAUCGGAGGUUCGGACAUCCUUCCAACAGCCUCCUCCUCAAGAACCUUCGAGCCAGAGGUGCAUCUCCUAAGCUGUUAGCCGUGGCCGCUGAGUUUAAAUGUGACAUGUGCAUGGAGAACCAGAUUCGCACUUCAGCUCCCGCGGAAGUGUUCCACUACUUGCUCAUGGUCGAUGAGGCCUCCGGCUUCUGCGUAGUAGAAGAGAUGAUAAGGCACCCCGAGAAAGAGAUGAGGCACAUGACGACCGCCCAGGUAUGCCGGACCUUGGAACUUCGCUGGUGCCAGAUCUUUGGGUUUCCUGAAACCAUCAAGCUCGAUCCCGAGGGAGCUUUCAGAGGACUUGAUCUGGGAGAAUACUGCUCGUCCCGAGGCAUCGAGCUCAGUGUCAUUCCUGCCGAGUACCACGAAGGGAUCUCCGAGGUCGAGCGAUCCAUUGGGACAAUUCGUAGGAAGAUUGAGGCCUUCAUGCGCCAGGAACAGUAUCAUCCUACGAGGGCGGCUGCGCAGAUGGUCUGCGCCCAAAGUGCUAUGUCCGACCCUUCCCAUGGCAUGGCAGAAUCCCUUGAGCUACGCACCAGGGCAGAGAAAGCCUUCAUCGAAGCUCGAGCUCGAGAAGUGAUGUCAAGGGCAAUGAAUUCCCGAACAAGGCCAGCCAAAAGAUUCUUGCCUGGGGACAUCAUUUUCUACCAACGAUUCCAGGUUCCGCAGGAUGCUCCGGCCAACUCGGUGGUGGACCGUCCCCGGAUGGGGAUAGCCCGCUUCUAUGGACCAGCCCGAGUGUUGGCCACAGAGACUCGUGUGGUCUCAGAAGAAGGGGUCCGAAAGCCUAGUGCAAUAGUGUGGGCAGUCUGCAACGGCCGGCUUAAGCGCUUUCAUCAGAGUCAGGUCCGACACUCCACCGAAUCUGAGCGCCUCAUCGCCGAGGGUGCAGCAGGUGCCGAGUUUCCGUGGAUGUUUGCUUCGUUGGCGAGUCUCCUUGAUCGUGGUUCCUUUGACGAUGAAACCAUCGUUCGCUCCCGAACCCGAGGACGUUCCAAGACUCCGGCCCGAUCCAGGUCAGUUCCUCCUGGUCGGCGAGCUGCUCCAGAACCUCCAGUACUCCCUCCUCAGCUUCAUUACGGUCCUGAGCCAGAAGCCGAGGACUUUGAAGAAGAAGAGGAAAUGAUUCCAGUCCCUGCUGAGAUGUCACGAGGCUCAAAACGUCCGGAUCCGGAGCCUCCUCAUGAUGAUGAGGCGGAGAUGAUCCCUGUGCCGCAGGCUCACAAUUCGCUGGUGGAAAAUUUGGACAUGAGUCGUUUCUUGAAUGAUCCUCAAUACCUUCCCGCGAACUUUGUGACCUUGGAUCAGGAAGAGAGUGAGAGUUCUGCCUAUGUCAUCCAGAAUGCCUCAUGCGCCUCCUUGCAGGACGAGUCCCCUGCGUUUGCAGUCACCCUCGCUGCCCCAUCGAGCGAGGCCGAGUGGAAGGCCCUCGUGAAGAAUCCCAAACGAUUCAUCGCGAAAAGCGUCCAAAAGGGCGUAGAGGUCAGCUAUGCCAAACUUAAUGGGGUACAGCGUGCUGCAAUGGACGAGGCCAUGAAGGUCGAAGUGGACAACUGGAUGAAGACCCAGGCUGUGAGGGCAGUUCAGAAGUUUCUGCCUCAGAGAGAGUUGCUCAAAAUGCGAUGGGUUCUCACUUUCAAAAGUGCUCCUGAUGAAUCUGCUGAGCCAAAGGAUGGACAACCUGCGAGCGAUCCCCCCAAAGCCUCUGGAGAGCGGAUCAAAGCCAAGGCUAGAAUUGUCAUUCUCGGCUACUCCGAUCCGAAUCUUCUGGAGGCCAAUACGGUGAGCCCAGCUAUGUCACGUCUUUCUCGGCAACUUCUGUUAAACAUGGCUUCAGUUCGAAAGUGGGACAUCUUGUGUGGGGAUGUGAAAUCGGCCUUCUUACAGGCAAAAUCUCCACAAGGGCAGAGGUGCGUGUUCGCGGCUCCAGUUCCCGAGCUGGCGCAUGCGCUCGGCCUACAAGAAGGACAGGCAGUGCAGCUCCUACGCAGCUGCUACGGAUUGGUAUCCGCCCCAAGAGAAUGGUACGAAGACGUACAUAGGACUUUGGUCAGCUUAGGUGCCGAAACGCUUACCACCGACAGCUGUGUGUGGCGCAUCCGGGAUGCUUCAGGCGCUGUGGUUGGACUUGUGUCCAGCCAUGUUGACGACUUCUUAAUGACGGGAUGCUCCUCCUCAAAGGCCUGGCAAGACUUCUUGCACGGCUUCAAGAAUGCCUAUGAAUGGAGUCCAUGGGAGCAUGGAGCCUUUCGACAUUGUGGUGUCAACAUCAUGCAGCAUCCUGACCAUUCUGUAAGCUUAGACCACUCCAGUUUCUGCCAGGAGUUGAAGCAGCUCGACCCGAUCCGUGAAGAGCGCAAGUUGACUCUUGCGGAAGUCAGCCAGGUGCGUGCCGUGUUGGGAAGUGUGCAGUGGAGAGUUUAUCAAAGUGCUCCACAGCACGCUGCUAAACUUAAUUAUCUGCAAUCUCUCAUCGCUUCGCAAGAUUCCAGCAUCGUGGAACAGGUCAACAAGUUGAUCCGUGAAGUGUAUUCAGCUCGAAGUUUGUCUGUUCAGGUGCAAUCUUUGGGAGCAGAGGAUCCCGAGCAGUUAUGCAUGAUCGCAUGGUCAGACGCUUCUCUUGCGAAUCGUCCGGAUUUCUCAUCCACAGGAGGGCAUUUAAUUGCUCUAAUGCAUCAGCAGUCUCUCGAGGCUGGAAUGGGACGCGUCAAUCCUAUCGCCUGGAAGAGUGGAAGAUUGCACCGAAUAGCCCGUAGUUCUUUGAGUGCAGAAUCACAAGCCCUUGCUGACACAGAGCAGGAGCUUUUCUUUGCUCGCUUAGAGUGGCGGGAGAUGAUCGGCGACUAUGUCGAUGCCAAGGUCCCAGAGAAUACGGCGGCCAAGGUCCCCUCAUACCUUGUGGUCGACGCAAAGGCCAUGUUCGAUACGUUGUCGAAGGGUGUCUUCGUUGCCAGUCAAAAGGAUAAGUAUACUGGUUUGGAACUUUUGUCGUUGAGACAGCAUCUAGAAAAACAAAAGACAGUGCUUUUGUGGUGUGAUAGCAACCACAUGCUGGCGGAUGGUUUGACGAAGGCUAGCAAACAAGAUGUGCUCAAACGUUUCCUGGCAUCUGGAUAUUGGAGGAUCCGUUACGAUGGAGCCUUCAUUUCAGCGAAGAAGAGACGUCAGAUGUUGAGGGAGCCUGCUGCGGAGAAUGUGACAAACUCUGUUUUUCUUCAGUGUACAGAGCAGGCGCAAGCACUGAAAUGCUUCGGCAUUCUUCCUGGGGGCAUGUCAGAAGACUUGUACAAAUCAGUUUUGCCUCCACCUUCCAGUGCUUGCAAGCAUUCGGUUCUCACUUCCAGCAGUGCGGAAAACGACUACCACUUCUUGCAUCACAUUUUUGGCGACAACAGAUUUCCUGGAAGCCACAUAGAAGAGGAGAGCCCAACACGCUGA